AUGGGAUGCAUCAAAUCCAAGGAUGCCUUUCCAGGUUCAAAUGCUGUCCAGGAUGAAAGGAUCAGGGAAGGUAAUGAAGGAUGCACUGGGGAGAAAUCAUCACUGAUAGCAGCAAAGGUGGAUGAGAAAAGUCCAUCAAGCACUAUAGUGCUAGACUAUGCACACCGUCUCUCCCGCGAGAUUCUCGAUCAGGCGGUGAAGCAGUGGGCAGUGACUGAAAGCAAAUACAGUGACAUCCCUUUUAUUGAAAGUGAUGUGCCCUGA
Leptosomus discolor (cuckoo roller) is the source of this 264-nucleotide messenger RNA. It is a transcript of the gene AKAP19, whose product is annotated as A-kinase anchoring protein 19. The record is from RefSeq and is a predicted model, not a curated record. NCBI's taxonomy places the organism in Eukaryota, Metazoa, Chordata, Aves, Leptosomiformes, Leptosomidae. Gene Ontology annotation, molecular function: protein kinase A regulatory subunit binding.